AUGACCAAAGUUGUUCAUAUCGUUAUUGUAAAAUUCAAGCCUGAAGUAACUGAAGAGGUUAAACAGCAAGCGAUUCGUGAUGUAAUUGCUUUGAAGGAAGUCAUUCCCGAGAUCAUCAAUUGUUCUGCUGGAACCACCUACACUGAUCGUAGCAAAGGUUAUGAGCACGGCUGGGUUGUUGAACUGGAAAAGGAAGAGCACUUGCCUCUGUACGCCGAGCAUCCCAGUCAUUUAGACUUUGUUAAACAAUACAAGCCCUUGUUCGCUGAUUUAAUUGCUUUGGAUUAUGUUUAUUAAAACAUAAAUAAAGAUUAAUAAUAAUGUUCAAAA
Molecule: messenger RNA, 330 nt
Organism: Phycomyces blakesleeanus NRRL 1555(-)
Lineage: Eukaryota; Fungi; Mucoromycota; Mucoromycetes; Mucorales; Phycomycetaceae
Exons: 4
Coding region: 1-297 (98 amino acids)
Source: RefSeq, a predicted model, not a curated record